CAUGGCGCCCGUGAGCUGGUGUGUUCCCGGUGACAAACUGUGCAGUGAGAACGAGUGUGCCGCUGGUGCAGGAGUUUACUGCCGUCUUGGACACAUCUACUCCUCAAGAGCAGGAUACGUGCUGAAGAAAGACCAGGGCGAGGAGCUGCCGGUGAUCUCGGUGGUGAGGAACACAGAAACACAGCUCCUCCCAGAUGUUGGCGCCGUGGUCACCUGUAAGGUGACCAGCAUCAACUCCAGGUUUGCGAAGGUCCGCAUCCUGUACGUGGGCUCUACACCACUGAAGGAGCACUUCAGAGGGAUGAUCAGAAAAGAAGACGUGCAGGCGACAGAGAAAGACAAGGUGGACACCUACAAAAGCUUCAGACCUGGUGACAUCGUCAUCGCAAAAGUGAUUUCUCUGGGUGACGUGCAGUCGACCUACCUGCUGUCCACAGCGGAAAACGAGCUGGGUGUGGUGGUGGCUCACAGCCAAGCAGGUGCUCAGAUGGUCCCCAUCAGUUGGUGUGAGAUGCAGUGCCCUCAAACGCACACCAAAGAAUUCCGCAAAGUGGCUCGAGUGCAGCCGGAGUACUUGGAGGCGUGAAGACCCAAAAGCUCGGCCAGUAUGAGACGCGUUGGUGUGGAAGGGUUUGUCCGCCUCCUGCUUUUAUGACUGGGGUUUGUUUGUUGUUUUUUGUUUUGUUUUUUUUUUUGUUUUUUGUUUUUUUGGUUUUUUUGAGAAGAAGCAUCUUCGCACAUGAUGUCAUCAUUCCAAUUUCAUGUCAUCAUUCCAGUUUCAACAAUGAAACACCAAAGCAUCACCAGGAUCUUUUUUUUUUUUUUUUUUUUUUUUUGGACUGCAGCUAAUCAAAGCGCUGCAUUAAGGAACCGGUCUGAAGAUGUCUCAGACAUGAGCUGUUCAGGAUCUGUCGGUUUUAUGAGCUUCACUUCAGAUUUUUAAACUUUGAUGUUCUUGUGCACAAAACAUUCAGCAUGUGUGAUUUUGUUUUCCAGUACAUUGUCAAUAAAGUUUACAUGGCAGU
This is a messenger RNA of Thalassophryne amazonica, 1025 nucleotides long. RefSeq names its product exosome component 1 (gene exosc1). The record is from RefSeq and is a predicted model, not a curated record. Lineage: Eukaryota; Metazoa; Chordata; Actinopteri; Batrachoidiformes; Batrachoididae. Gene Ontology annotation, molecular function: RNA binding. The transcript is spliced from 8 exons. Gene Ontology annotation, biological process: RNA processing. Gene Ontology annotation, cellular component: nuclear exosome (RNase complex); cytoplasm. Bases 2 to 586 code for a protein of 194 amino acids.